UAUAUAUAUAGAACUAAAGCCAUCAAUCUCGUCAUCAGGGCAAUUGGAGCGACAAUGUCUGUUGAAAAGGUUCCGGUUUGCUGUAUUAUGGGUCAAACAGAUUGUGGGAAAACCAAAUUGUUGGAAUAUAUGGGAAGCUAUGAUGAUAUAAAGAAGCAGCAGCAGCAGCAGAAUCAUGGUGGCAGGAGUGCCGCUUUCUUUCCAGCCAAGUACAUAGAGGAGAGAGCAGCAGCAGGAGCAGCAGCAGCAGAAGAGAGAGAAGUGGAUGGUCCUUUAUCAAUCAAUCUCCCUGGUUUACUCAUCGUUGAUAUCUCCGCUGUUGAGUCAGAUUCUAACAAGCGUCUGCGGGCUUGGCUUUCAUGUGAUCUUCCUGUUUUAGUUCUUGACAUUGCUGUUGGGGUCGAUCAUGAAAUAAUUGACUUAGUCAAGCUCUUGAGAUUGUUUCAUAAGGAUUUCGUCCUUGUAUUGAAUAAGGUGGACAAACUUUUAGGAUGGAAAAAUUGCCCCAACACUCCUAUUUCAAGGGCAGUACCCCUGCAGAGGACAGAGGUGCAAUCUGAGUUAUCUUCAAGGAUCAAACAGGUUAAAACCGCGUUAACGAAGGAAGGAGUAGAAGCUGUCAGGAUUCUACCUACUAGCACAGUUAGGCAUGUCCUGGUCCCUCCCUAGAUCCUUUGUUUUUCUUAGCUUUCC
Populus trichocarpa (black cottonwood) is the source of this 693-nucleotide messenger RNA. RefSeq names its product eukaryotic translation initiation factor 5B. NCBI's taxonomy places the organism in Eukaryota, Viridiplantae, Streptophyta, Magnoliopsida, Malpighiales, Salicaceae. Gene Ontology annotation, molecular function: translation initiation factor activity; GTPase activity; GTP binding. The record is from RefSeq and is a predicted model, not a curated record. The transcript is spliced from 3 exons. The coding region runs from base 55 to 669 and encodes 204 amino acids.